AGUGUCAACCCACCUCUGGAAUUUCAGAGAGGAAGAAGGGGUAGCAAAUUAUGGGACACAGAGUUUAGUUGCAGCUUUGAAAGGAGUGUGAGAGAGAUUUGUUUUGUUUUUUUUCUCCCCCCCUGGAGGAGACUUUGACUUUGUGUUCUGGAAAUACACGAAAUCCGCCGUGCAUCGUGUGACGGCUCAACUGAGACUUGCUCCUGUCCAAACAGUUUAAUGAGUGGAAGCCCCAAGGAGGAGUAGUCAGAACUCGCUGCAGGCAAAGUCAAACCCUUGGGAAACAAAGCGGCGCGACUGCUCACGGUGAUAGACAUGCAGCCGUUUACUUUGUUCGGUGCUCUUUUCCUCCUGCUCCACAUCUCCUCCGGCAGCACAGCCGCCCAUAGGCACUACAGACAAGUCCUUACUGGAAACCAACCAGGUGUGUGUCGCUAUGGCAGGAGACUGGAGUGUUGCUAUGGCUGGAAGAAAAACAGUAAAGGGCAGUGUGAGGCUCAGUGCGAGCACGGAUGCAAGCAUGGAGAGUGUGUUGGCCCCAACAAAUGCAAGUGUUUCCCAGGAUACGCCGGAAAGACGUGUAAUCAAGAUCUGAACGAGUGUGGCCUGAAGCCCCGACCCUGUGAGCACCGCUGCAUGAACACACAUGGCAGCUACAAGUGCUAUUGUCUCAACGGAUACACCUUAAUGCCUGACGGAUCUUGCACCAACUCCAGGACGUGCGCCCUCGCUCACUGUCAGUACGGUUGCGAGGAAGUGCAGGGGGAGAUUCGCUGCCUCUGCCCGUCCGCAGGCCUGCAGCUGGGGCAAGAUGAGAGAACCUGUGUAGAUAUUGAUGAAUGUGUAACUGGGAAGAACGACUGCCCGUACAACAGGCAAUGCGUCAACACGUUCGGCAGCUACUACUGCAAGUGCCAGGACGGCUACGACCUGAAAUAUGUCGACGGCAAAUAUGACUGCGUGGAACUUGAUGAGUGUGCAGCCGGCACCCACAAAUGCAGCCACCACGCUGUCUGUCUGAACACUCAAGGAUCCUACAAGUGCAGGUGCAAGUCUGGCUUCAGAGGCAAUGGCUUUGAAUGCUCCGUCAAGCCAUUUUAUCAGAGGUCGUGGGAUGGAGACAAGGGCAGCGCAGACGAUUCCCUCAACGUCAUCCCAGACUCCCAAGUGAAGCCCCGGAUUCUGGGAGGUAAGCUGAGCAAUGAGGACAUCAAAAAUGUUAUCCCUGAGCCGGUUGCAACGCCACCCUCUAGGCUCCGCCAGCAGCCCUUUGACUACGAGGGAGAGGUCUACAUCGGUAGCCAGUCCGAGGUACAGGAGGAAUUUCCAGAGGAAGAGGAGGAGGAGGAAGAAGAAGAAGAAGACAACCUGCUCAGUCCAAGGGGAGAUGUUUUCAUAUCAGAGGACUUUGAGUCAGUGUUUGGCCCAGUCACGGAAGUCAAAGAGGUCCAAAUAUCACCAGUUCAGGAAGAGUAUAUCAUGGAUUGCAACUUUGAUCAGGGAGCAUGUGAAUGGGUCCAAGACAAAGCUGACCACAUGGACUGGAGUGUAGCAUACCAUGAUAAUGGUGAGUACUACAUGGCACUGAGUGGGCUCCUAGGGGAGCAAGAGGACGUGGCCAAGCUGAAGUUGCUUCUCAGUGACCGGGCCCAGCAGGGCAGCUUCUGCCUUACCUUUGACUACCGCGUGGUGGGCCAUAAUGUGGGCACACUCAGGGUGAUGCUCAAUAACAAUGCUUACCCAGUGUGGGAGCAGAGCCACAGCAGAGACCAAAACUGGCAGACGGAGCUUCUCACUGUGGCUUGGAAAGAGGUGGCCCCAGAGUCUAUCAUCUUUGAGGCUCAGCGUGGGAGCGGUGUUGGAGGUGAGAUAGGCCUGGACAAUGUUGUGCUGACCUCAGGUCCCUGCCAAGAUGACACCGGUCCAGUCUUUUAAUCAACUCCACUUCAGAUGAACAAAUCGUGUCAAGGAGUCCUGUUUCUCGUCCGAAUUAUUGUGCCUUCCUCGUGUUUCAGCCAAGCGGUCUAAAGGGAAGAAUAUCUACAAUCAGUGCAUGCCAGCUGACUCUAUCACUAUGCUGCUAAUGUACAGCAAUGCAUCCUGCUACAUUGUUUGCUGAGAUAUUCAAGGCAGCGUCUUAUAACACAGAUAACUCCCAUCUCAGGAAUUGGUAGCAAUGCUAAUUUUAUCUGUUAGUUAGGUUUAACAGUAUUGUAGUUAGCCUUUUGUUGUGUAUAUGACCACGCGUUGCCUAAGUUAACUAAAAAUAAUCAGUUACAUGUAAUGUGAAUCCUUAGGUGAGUUAUAUCAGAAAUAUUAGAUCUGUAUCUGUACUUGAAGGCAGCGUAGUUUAAAUGAUUCAUAAAAGUGUUUGUGCGUAUAUGCUGUAAAAUUUGCUUUCAAAUUAUACUGUAUUAUUACAUUAAAUCUUUUUUUUCUAA
Messenger RNA from Mugil cephalus (flathead mullet), 2441 nucleotides. RefSeq names its product EGF-like-domain, multiple 6 (gene egfl6). Lineage: Eukaryota; Metazoa; Chordata; Actinopteri; Mugiliformes; Mugilidae. The record is from RefSeq and is a predicted model, not a curated record. Bases 316 to 1935 code for a protein of 539 amino acids. The transcript is spliced from 13 exons. Gene Ontology annotation, molecular function: calcium ion binding. Gene Ontology annotation, cellular component: membrane.